AUGGUGAGCAAGAGCAAGGGCAAGGUGAACGUGAAGGCUACAGAGGACGAGCAUAUGGACAUGGACCAACGUGAGCACGAGGAUACCGAGAACAUCAGCAUCAGCGCACACGGACGUACUCCAGCUUCUCGCAAGCAGGCCAGGGCCUCUGUCGCUCUCGCCUCUCAAGCCAACACUGGAGCCACUGCUCCCAAGUGCAAGGGUCGCCUGCCCAAGCUGGCACAGCGUGUGGAGAUGACAGAUGCAGGUGCUCACAAACUGAUCAUGUAUGCAGUUCGCACACCACCCAGUGGUCUACGCUCCUUUGCAACACCUGAGUUUGGCAAGAAGAAACCCACACCGCUCCGAAUGAAAAAAGCUGCAGACAACAGCAUCCCCGUCAUCGACUUAUCAUUCGAGUCCUCAUCUGAUGCUGAGAAUGCACUGGCUCUGAAGCAUGUUAAGGUGAAGUCGCAGCUUCAGAAGAAUAACGAGCGGCAUCACCGUAAGGGACAAGAGAAAGGCGAGGAGGUUCCCUCUCGAAUCGCGAAUUCACAUGAAGAUGUAAACUGA
Laetiporus sulphureus 93-53 is the source of this 552-nucleotide messenger RNA. RefSeq lists its product as uncharacterized. The record is from RefSeq and is a predicted model, not a curated record. NCBI's taxonomy places the organism in Eukaryota, Fungi, Basidiomycota, Agaricomycetes, Polyporales, Laetiporaceae. Bases 1 to 552 code for a protein of 183 amino acids. The transcript is spliced from 2 exons.